Messenger RNA from Brassica oleracea var. oleracea, 1448 nucleotides. Its product is annotated as proline transporter 3-like. The coding region runs from base 55 to 1380 and encodes 441 amino acids. The transcript is spliced from 8 exons. Gene Ontology annotation, cellular component: plasma membrane. The record is from RefSeq and is a predicted model, not a curated record. Lineage: Eukaryota; Viridiplantae; Streptophyta; Magnoliopsida; Brassicales; Brassicaceae.
UAUCAAAACAUUAUAAAAGCUCUUUAGCUCCAAAGACUACAAGUGCCACAAAACAUGAAAGACACGGGAGCUAAAAACCGUACAGGCGAUGUUAGUGUUGGAGAACAUUUUGAUAUCGAAGUCCCUGACACUGCUCAUCAGAUUAGCAGCGAUUCAUGGUUUCAAGUGGCGUUUGUUCUGACAACUGGUAUAAACAACGCCUAUGUGUUGGGAUAUUCAGGAACAGUAAUGGUUCCUUUAGGUUGGGUUGGUGGUGUGGUUGGUCUUGUUCUUGCAACUGCAAUCUCUCUCUAUGCAAACGCUCUCGUAGCCAAGCUUCAUGAGUUUGGUGGCAAGAGACAUAUUCGUUACAGAGACCUCGCUGGAUUCAUUUACGGUAGAAAGGCUUAUUGUCUUACAUGGGGAUUGCAAUAUGUCAAUCUUUUCAUGAUUAACUGUGGAUUCAUCAUCCUAGCUGGCUCCGCUUUAAAGGCUGUUUAUGUGCUUUUUAGAGAUGAUCAUGCCAUGAAACUACCUCAUUUCAUAGCCAUCGCUGGUCUGUUUUGCGCGGUUUUCGCCAUUGGUGUUCCUCACUUAUCAGCUCUUGGGAUAUGGCUUGUAGUUUCAACCAUCUUCAGUCUCAUCUUCAUCGUUGUGGCAGUCGUGCUGGCAGUUAAAGAUGGAGUGAAAACACAUUCAAGAGACUACGAGAUACAAGGAUCACCGUUAAGUAAACUCUUUACCAUCACAGCUGCAGCAGCAAAUCUUAUUUUUGUAUUCAACACAGGGAUGCUUCCAGAAAUUCAGGCCACAGUGAGACAACCGGUGGUGAAAAACAUGAUGAAGGCUCUAUACUUCCAGUUCACGAUCGGUGUUUUACCGAUGUUGGCGGUUACAUUCAUCGGAUACUGGGCUUACGGUUCCUCAACCUCGACCUAUCUGCUAAACAAUGUUACUGGCCCACUCUGGGUCAAAGCCCUUGCUAACAUCUCAGCUUUCCUUCAAUCCGUAAUAUGUUUACACAUAUUUGCGAGUCCAACAUAUGAGUAUAUGGACACAAAGUUUGGGGUCACAGGAAGCACAUUGGCGUUAAAGAACUUGACGUUUAAGAUCAUGGCAAGAGGAGGGUACCUUGCGGUUAGCACGCUUCUCUCAGCGCUCUUGCCAUUUCUUGGGGACUUCAUGAGCUUCACCGGUGCAGUGAGCACUAUCCCUCUCACAUUCAUUCUAGCCAACCACAUGUACUACAAGGCCAAGGACAAUAAGCUGAAUCCUAUGCAAAAGAUAUGGCAUUGGGUUAACGUUGUCUUCUUCAGUUUGAUGUCUGUUGCCGCCGCCAUUGCAGCUGUCAGGCUCAUCUCCGUUGACUCCAAGAACUUCCACGUUUUUGCAGAUUUGUAAUUCAUUCUAUAGCUAGACCAUAAGCUUGUAUUCCUGUUCUUAUAAAACCAUUAUAGGGUAAAUCUAUA